UAGUCUGGAAACCAUUGCAGCAGCAAAAAAGCCAUUUCAAGAUGGUGGAUUACAGCAAGUGGAAGACCAUUGAGGUGUCGGAUGACGAAGAUGACACCCAUCCCAACAUCGACACCCCAAGCCUGUUCCGGUGGCGACACCAGGCCAGGGUGGAGCGGAUGGCCGAGUUGGAGAGGGAGAAAGAGGAGUUCAUGAAAAGGAAGGCCAAAAAUGAUGCGCUGCUGCUGGAGGCUCGCAAGAAGCUGGAGGGCAAGACGGGGGAAGCCCUGGAGAGUGCCAAACGGGAGGUGGCCAAGCUCGAGAAGAAAGACAGGGAAUUCCGCAAGGAGAAGGAGUCCCUCGACAAGAAGGAAAAAUUGACUCCCUGGAACGUGGACACCAUAAGCAAAGAAGGCUUCACAAAGACCAUUCUGAACAAGCCCGAACCCCGCAAGGAGGAAGUCCUUUCGGAGGAGGACAGGGAACGGAAACAGAAACAGUUUGUGACCGACAACGAGCCCCUGCUGAAGCAGCUCGGCAUGCUACAGAAGUACGACGACAGCCGCCGCUUCCUCAUGGAGCACCCGCACCUGGCGUGCGAAGCCACCGCCAACUACCUCGUCAUGUGGUGCAUGCGGCUCGAAAUGGACGACAAACACGAACUGAUGGAGCAUGUGGCCCACCAGUGCAUCUGCAUCCAGUAUGUGCUCGAACUGGCCAAGCAGCUGGAGGUCGACCCCCGAUCGUGCAUCUCCUCUUUCUUCACGAGGAUUCAGACGGCUGACCAGCAGUACAAGGACGCCUUUGAGGACGAGCUGAGGGGGUUCAAGGAGCGCAUCCGCCUGCGAGCUCAGGAGAAGCUGGAAGAGGCCGUCAAGGAAAUGGAGGAGAAAGAGAGGGAAGAGAGGCUAGGGCCAGGAGGCCUCGAUCCCGUUGAGGUCUUCGAGACGUUACCAGAGGUGUUGCAGAAGUGCUUUGAGUCGCGCGACCUGGACAUGCUGAAGGAGGCGAUUGCGGCCAUGCCCGAGGAAGAGGCCAGGUACCACAUGAAGCGGUGCGUCGACUCGGGUCUCUGGGUGCCCGACGCCAAGACCGCCGCCACCGGGGACGCCCGCCCGGAGGACGGCGGGGAAGACGCAGCCAAGGCGGAGUGACGAGAUCGCAACAAGCACGCUCCAGUGCUUCACGAGAAAAAGGGGGUUAAAAAGGGCCUCCAGCACCUUCGAUUGGAAGAAUGCAAAAAAUCACGAGCGGCAAAUGUGUCUCUUAAGACACAAAGAAAAUUUGCGAGUGUACAUAGAGCGUCCCCCGCACUUCCUUCGCCGACCGACGGACAGAUGCCAUCCAGCCAAUCGUAAAGUAGGGAAUGAUCUCGUCCAGAAACAUCUUCGCCGGUCAAAUAAACCUUGUGCUUUUGCCA
Ixodes scapularis (black-legged tick) is the source of this 1399-nucleotide messenger RNA. RefSeq names its product hsp90 co-chaperone Cdc37 (gene Cdc37). Gene Ontology annotation, biological process: protein stabilization; protein folding. The coding region runs from base 42 to 1133 and encodes 363 amino acids. The record is from RefSeq and is a predicted model, not a curated record. Gene Ontology annotation, molecular function: heat shock protein binding; protein-folding chaperone binding; protein kinase binding. NCBI's taxonomy places the organism in Eukaryota, Metazoa, Arthropoda, Arachnida, Ixodida, Ixodidae. Gene Ontology annotation, cellular component: cytoplasm. The transcript is spliced from 11 exons.